AUGUUCCAACAGAUACUCGAGAACCUCACACUGGCAAUGAAUCCUGGAUACAGCAAGCUUUUGAUCCACGACCAUGUCAUUCCCGAAACAAAGGCCUACUGGGAAAGUACCAGCCUGGACCUUGUUAUGAUGGCCAACUUGGGAGGUAUUGAGCGCACAACUACUGAUUGGUACGCCAUUUUGGAAUCAGCAGGGCUGAAAAUUGUUAACAUAUGGACUGGUCGACGUGGUAUUGAGAGCUUUAUUGAAUGUAAACUCGCCUAA
Molecule: messenger RNA, 264 nt
Organism: Trichophyton verrucosum HKI 0517
Lineage: Eukaryota; Fungi; Ascomycota; Eurotiomycetes; Onygenales; Arthrodermataceae
Product: O-methyltransferase, putative
Exons: 1
Coding region: 1-264 (87 amino acids)
Molecular function (GO): O-methyltransferase activity
Source: RefSeq, a predicted model, not a curated record